Molecule: messenger RNA, 1302 nt
Organism: Hyaloscypha bicolor E
Lineage: Eukaryota; Fungi; Ascomycota; Leotiomycetes; Helotiales; Hyaloscyphaceae
Product: glycoside hydrolase family 5 protein
Exons: 3
Coding region: 1-1302 (433 amino acids)
Biological process (GO): glucan catabolic process
Cellular component (GO): extracellular region; cell surface
Molecular function (GO): glucan exo-1,3-beta-glucosidase activity
Source: RefSeq, a predicted model, not a curated record
AUGGGUUUUUUCAAAGAUCUCACCUUUGCAGCUGCUUGUCUGUCAUUGACGGUGGCAGCGUCACCUUUACAAGAACGAACCACAGACGGCAUCGACUACAACAACUACAUAAUCCGAGGCGUCAAUCUAGGUGGAUGGUUCGUUCUGGAGCCAUGGAUAACUCCUUCUAUCUUCGAACCGUAUGCGAAUGGCGGUGGAGUCAUUGACGAAUACACACUCUCAGCAAGUCUGGGGAAGAGCGCAACCCAAACCUUGUUGGAUCAACAUUGGGGCAGCUGGAUCACAGAAGACGACUUUGCGCAGAUUGCUGCUGCUGGCUUGAAUACAGUCCGAAUCCCAAUUGGCUACUGGGCUCUUGCUCCGCAAGACGGUGACCCAUACGUACAGGGACAGUUACCGUACCUCGCGACUGCCCUUGGGUGGGCGAGAAACCAUGGCCUGAAGGUUUUACUCGAUUUGCACGGAGCACCUGGAUCUCAAAACGGCUUCGACAACAGCGGGCGCCUUGGCCCAAUCCAGUGGCAAGCGGGCAAUACUGUACAGACAACGUUGACUGCUAUCCACAACCUUGUUGACUGGGCCGUGAGUAACAACUUCAUGGAUAUUGUGACCUCGAUCGAACUUCUCAAUGAGCCUGCAGGUUUCAGUCCAAACAUCAAGAUGGACGUAACCAAACAGUUCUAUUAUGAUGGGUAUGGAUAUAUCCACGACAAGACACCCAAUACUGUUACCGUCAUCCACGACGCGUUCAAAGAUAUCGGUGGAUACUGGAACGGUUUCAUGAACAGUGCAACAGGAGUUGGCAACGUCAUGCUCGACACCCACAUCUAUCAAGUCUUCACUCCGGGCGAACUUUCCAGGACGCCCUGCGAGCACGUGGCGAACGCAUGUUCGAACAAGGGCAAAUUGGCUGGCACAGACAAAUGGGCCAUAGUCGGCGAGUGGACAGGGGCACAAACAGACUGCGCGAAGUGGUUGAAUGGUCUCGGAACCGGAGCUCGAUAUGACGGUACUUUCACCGGGACUGGAGGGAGCUAUUACAUUGGAGACUGCGUUGGAAAGGACGUUGGCACUGUAGCUACCAUGAAGCAGGUCGAUAAGACAAACUUACAAUACUUCGUCGAGGCGCAGUUGGAUGCUUACGAGGCUCAUAUAGGGUGGAUCUUCUGGUGCUGGAAGACGGAGAGCGCACCGGAGUGGAACUUCAAAGAUCUGCUGGCGAAUAAGUUGAUUCCACAGCCCAUUACAUCUAGGAAGUUCGCACCUCAGUGUGAUGGGGCGGCUUGCAUGGUUCCGAGCUAG